UCCAUUUCAAGGCACCUUGUAGUGGGUCUAAUUACAUCAUAUUUGUGCGACUGACAAGUUCACGUCACCUCAAACAGACACGUUCAUGUGUUUGUGUUGUCAAGUCUGUCACACUUGUACCGGUGGUUUUUUUUCUAUGUGCUUUUAAAUCAAAGUAAUUGUAGACACUUUAUUUAAAAUUAAAAAAAAAGCCUUGCCGAUUUAAAAACAUGUCAAUCUCCCUUGGACUUUCUGCCUUUACUCAACAGACCUGGGACAAAGUGCGGUCAAAGGUAAAGAAAGCAGUUGUUUUCAUGGACGAUAGAUGUGCUGAAAGUUUGCAUUGGAAUGGGGGAGCACAGACGCUGUUUGAAGCCGGGGCUCAGAAUGUAAAACCGUUUUCCAGUUUCGAAGCCGGGGGUGCAAAACAACCAAAAGCUGUUUUUGUUGUAAGCACUCUAUUAAAAGGCAGAACGGCAGACGUAGUUAAAGACAUCAUCGGCCUCAGCUCUUUCCAGUAUUGCGUUGUGUUCACUACUGUUGCUCACUCCAUUCAUCUUUUAGCUAAUAAUGCCAGCCCCGAAAUGGAAAGUGAUCGCGUUUUUAAGCAGUUUGAGGAAAAGCUUUGUGAAUGGAUGGGCGACAUGAAUUACACCGCCGAAGUGAUGCAUGUCCCCUUGUUUUUGGCUCCUGUAUCGCCUCAUCUGCUUAUUGCUCCUGCCUUUGGAAGUGUGUUUCCCCUGGUAUCUCAGGAUCUGGAUCAGAUAAACACCAGUCGUCCAGACAAAAAGAAAUUCGGAAGCCUUGCCGACGUGGAUCUGCAUUCUCUGCCACCUGAGCUGCAGAUAGAGAUCAAAUCCCUUGUUUCUGGAUUGAACUCAAUGUUCGAUUUUGUAAACGUGAGAGAAGAGUGUUUUGCAGUGGGACCCACAAGUCGAAUCAUUGCAGGGGAACUGGCAAACCACCCUCAAGCGAAGAACAGAAGAAAGACAGCGCAACACAAAGCUUCAGUAGUGUUCAUUGACAGAACACUUGAUUUGACAGGAGCUGUUGGUCAUCAUGGUGACAAUCUGGUAGAGAAGAUUCUGUCGGCUCUGCCUGAACUGUCGGGACACAACAAUGAUGUGAUGGUGGAUAUGUUGGAACUCACUUCCCUUCAUAAGAAUGAAGAAUCACACAAAAUUAUUGCACCAGGCCAUUUAUCACAGCCAAAUGACCCUGCGGCUCAAGCCCUGUGGGAGUCCAUGCUGAACAUGAAGCAGAAGGAGGCUGUGAUGGAGGUCCGGAGACACCUGGUGGAGGCUGCCAGCAAAGAAAAUCUGCCUAUUAAGAUGAGCCUUGGUAGAGUCACACCUGAGCAGCUCAGUUCCUACAUCCAUCUGUUUAAGAACAACUUCAAAGCCAUGCAGAACCACUGCGGGACCAUGCAGCUCUCCCUGGCAACUGUGCAGACACUGAGAAGCCCCCAGUUCACCAAGUGGGACAGUUUCUUGGCUUUUGAGCGCCUGCUAUUACAGGCUCUUGGGGAUUCUGACAUGCCUGGAGUUUUAAAACAGAUUUUACCAAUGAUCAAAUCCAAGAGAGAAAGGACAGAUGAUGACCACAGCCCAGAGGACCUGCUUGUGCUGCUGGUGUAUGUCUACUCUUUGCCUGGGGAAGUUGUGCUGAGCAAGCAGCUUGAAGAGGCAGAACUAGAGGUGAAGAAGGCUUUGGUGCAGGUGGUCUGUAAUGAGCCAGAAUUGUCUUCACUCUUACAAAAAAUAACAGGAUGUUUGUCCUCUAGUGAGCUGACGCUUGACAAGGCGCACAUUGCUGUGGAUAAGAUGUUUGAAAUCCUGAGGGGGAUAAUGAAAUCCAGAGCACACAUGAAGCAGUUCAGAGCUGUGUACAGUCCAGGGGACAGUGUGCAUCAGGGAACGUAUAGGCCAUUGCUGAAGCAGGUUGUGGAGGAGAUAUUUCACCCCGAUCGGCCUGACCCUGUGGAUAUAGAGCACAUGUCUGCAGGCCUGACGGAUUUACUGAAAACCGGAUUCAGCAUGUUCAUGAAGGUGAGCCGUCCCCACCCAAGUGACCACCCCCUUCUCAUCCUGUUUGUGGUGGGGGGAGUUACACCUUCAGAAGUUCGUUUGAUUAAAGAUGUUGUGUCAUCACACAAGUCUGCCGUUCAGGCAAUCAUGUUGUCCUCUAGACUGUUGAAACCGCUCGACAUUCCUGAGCUGCUGUUUGCCACUGACCGUCUUCAUCCAGAUAUUGGCAUGUGAACAGAGAGAAUGGAUGGGUGACAUUGCCAGCAUUUCCCCCAUCACAGCCCAUUUGAAAUGUGAGCAAAGAAAUGGAGUGAGAGGCUUGAAAAAUCACCUCGGUACAGCAGGAGCUUGUCGAGAUUUAAAAAAAAGAAAUGUUUAUAUGACAGCAGAGGAAUCAAUCUGUCAAUCAGGGCAUUGAUGGCUGUUGAUGUAGAUACAUGACUAUACACAGCUUAAAAUUCCUCCUGCCAAAAAAAAAAAACUUGUGAGUAAAUUAUUGUUGUUUUGCUGCUUAUGCAAUUCUUGGACCAAACCUGGUCUUCUAAGCUUUCUAUUUUGUUGUUGUUUUACUGAAGCUUUGUAUUUGGCUGCCCCUUAUGCCACACAUUUUCUCAAGCAGUUGGGAAAUUCAGUUUUUCCCCACACACAGCCUUUUAGUCCUGGGCCUCUCUCAAGCAAAUCCAAUUUUACUGAGCUGUGAGGUGUUUUUUCACCUCCUUUUAGCCAGUGGUAAAAUAUGUAAGUCUUGAGAAUUUCCAACUAUUUCCUUGAAUGUUUAUGGUUUUAGUAUUCAGUAUAUAGUUGUCAUAGACUCUUUUGUUUUUAUUGUUAUUAUUUGAAUGAUUUACAACACAACCUGAAAAAACUAUUCAUAUUGUAUUUGGAAUACAAAGUCAAACGUUUAAGAGCUUCCUGCUGAUGUUCGUUCUGGAUGACCACUUAAAGCCAAGAAGACUGAAUACAAUUCAACUUGAUUUGGGUGACUUGCAAGCCAUUCCGCUCUAUACAAUGUUUACCUUAAAGAUAAGACCCUGCUCUGUGUAAAAAGUUUGUAACUACAUCAUUAACUCCCCCUUUGAACCGCCUUAAAAAUAACAUGUUAUUCUCAAAAUAACAACUGCUUAUAUUUGAGUAAGAGCAAGCGACUGCCAUUUUGUGGAUUUCUUUAUGUGCUGGCAAGCUGUAGUUUGGGAAAUAAUCUGUAGAAAGUGGCAAAAGUAACAUAUCGUGGGUUGCAGCAUGUUCAAUUGCACAGUCAAUGGGGUAUACCUUUACCUGCACUACAUAUAAAUAAGUCCAAGAGUAAAUGUAUACAUGGAUGCCCCUUGAGAAAAAUAUUACUGUUUCUCUGAAAUUAAGAGAAACCUAGUCUGUAUAUCAGGGUUUCUAAAAAAGUGACAUAACACUUUACAUUAUUAUUCCAAAGAACAUAAAAUUAUAAAUGUUGUCUCCCUGAGAGGUAUUUUUUUCUGUUUGAAUUAAGGCAUCAGAAUUAAAGUACUAAUAGCUUGUUCAACACAAUAAAUGUGGUACUAUGCAGAAUUAAUAAAGGAAUUUUAAAUCACAGCAUAUCAAAAACAAUAGAGAUUCAGAGUACCUCCAUAGCGGGCUUAGAUCCCACAUAUAAAUGUUUUGUUAUAUGUUUAAACAUGGGGUAAGACAACCUCCUAUGGUUUAAAGAGUGUCCGUCUUGUAUCCUGUUUGUUAUCAAUCCUUGUUGUUCCUGCUACUAUCCACUUUGCAGAGAUCGUGACACAAACAGAAAUGUGCAAUAUUAGAGAUCUUUAGAAAAAUACGUUUAAUUGGCCCAUUUUACGUGAGAUUAUCCCGUUCAUUCAUGAAAUUAAAAAUAAAUUUAAAAUAAAAUCCAUUGCUUUUUAUGGGGAAAAAUUGCAUCCUCUGAAGUCAUUAUGUAUCUUCCAUGUCCCCAUAUAAAGACUAGAAGAGUGUUUUUAUCCAUCCACAUAUGAUAUUGCCAUCCAUGAAAGGGUUAAUAGUGAUCUUAAACUAAAACUUAAAACAGGAUAUAGCUCAAAUUAAAAUCCUGGUUUAACACCUGAUUUUUAGUAUGCAGGUGUUUUAAAUUCCAUAAUUUAUGGUUAAACCUACAGAAGGUGAUACUUGUCACCUGUGCACACAUCACAGGUUAAACACAGGUCAUAGUUUCCUGCACAGCUUACAGUAGCUAAUUUCAGCUCAUUCAGCCUAGUCAAGGUACACCCAACACAUUUGCAUAAUGAGCCCUUUGGCUAAAGUAACAACAGAGCCUUUCAACUCCCCUCACACAUUUACAGCCACAGACUGCAGUUGCUAUAAGUUUGAUAUCUUGCAGGAACCAUUUUAACAGAUACCGAUCUCAGUGGGUUCUUUCCUGGCAAAGUAAUACAAAACAUUAUUUACUGUAGACACACCUUAGUGUUCAAUUGAAUACAAACUUUGACAUCUCCUUAAUUUAAUUAUGUACUGAGAAGUAUAUAAGCAGCUAUGGUAGAUUUUCCUACAAAUGAAACACUUUAAAUUUAUGGUAAAUCUAGAGAAUUCCUUGUCCAAUUGUGACCUCACUUGCUGAAGACCUUCUUUAGCUCUAGUUACUGAAAGCUGUUAUUCUGUCCAUCUGAAUGUAAUUUUAGAGUUUUGCAUAUAGAAGGACCUUCUUUAGCAUAAAUGUAUCCUAAUCUGUGGGCUGUCUUUAUAUCACAGUUAUAUAUAUAUAUAUAUAUAUAUAUAUAUAUAUAUAUCAAAGUUUUUACAUACAGUAGUGUGCAUAUAUAUUAUAACAUCUCAAGAUGUAUCAUUUAUAUCCUUUAUAUAGGUACCUGCAUAAAAACCUCUGGGUGUGAGAAUUAAAAUGUCCUUUCCGUAAUCGGUGAUGUAGAAACAGUAGGCACUUGUGUGAAAAUGUUAGACCACUAUGUGCUUUAAUUAGGCAUCUUAAACAAGUAAAACAUCUCAUGCAUUUUACCAUUUGUGGCUAUGUGUUUAUUUUAUCUUACUAUUUUAAAUUAAUUGCAUGUGUGGCCUAUUAAAGUCAUCAAAUAAAUUAGACAAUCACUAAUUUGCCUAUUUUGACAAUUUUCCAAGUGGUUGGAUUUUUUAUCAAAAUCAACUUUAUAAUCAACUAGGAUGAAACUUGGCCUUGGCUACCAUUAGCAGAAGCUAUAUGAAGGCAUUUGUCCAUCUUUCUAUAUGUAAAACUUACUGUGGAUCUAGGUCAUGGUGUUCUAUGUUUUCAUCUCACUGAUAGCUCUAAUUUUUGGCCCUACGUGGCUUGUACAUUGACGAAGCAUCUGUACACACAAAUAUCAUUCAUGUUGCACAGCAAGUGCAACACUCUGGCUAGUGAAGAUGAAAUGAUUUAUAAUUAAAAUGUGAAUGAGCCCCUGCUCUGUUUUAUACACAGUGUUUAUAGUCAAACACUUGCAUUAAUAAACUGUGUUUUAAAGCAGUUGUACUAGAGUUGUCCUCCUGCUAAGCUCCUUGGUGAAAAGUAGCAGAGGACUUCAAACAAUUCAUAGUGUGCUCUUCACUUGCAGAACAUGUUUCACAG
Messenger RNA from Acipenser ruthenus (sterlet), 5553 nucleotides. RefSeq names its product sec1 family domain-containing protein 2-like. Gene Ontology annotation, biological process: vesicle-mediated transport; intracellular protein transport. Lineage: Eukaryota; Metazoa; Chordata; Actinopteri; Acipenseriformes; Acipenseridae. Bases 210 to 2240 code for a protein of 676 amino acids. The record is from RefSeq and is a predicted model, not a curated record. The transcript has 9 exons.